GAAAAUUAUUUCAUUACCUUUUUACUUCUGUGAAGACUAGCAAACGAUUCAUUGCAACAUCAAAGGGUGGACUGAUGCAUUUGAAGUGUCUAACAGCUGCCAUUUUAAAGCAACAAGACGAUGUAUGUAGCUCAGCCACAAUUGAACUUCUCGAGAAUAGAUCUGAAUUUAAGGAUUUAGCUCUCAGGGAGGCUCAAGCAAUGAUUAUACGAGACAAGGAAGAUGGAAAAAAACUUGAGAAAGGUAUUGAAUUAGCUAUCAGCAUGGCCAUCCUCGAUAGGAAGCUUGAAGACCCUCCAUCGAUCCGAAUUAAUGUUAAAAACCGCACAGCACAAGAAAUAACAGACGAAAUCAUUACGCAUUUGCCCUCUAGUGAAGGCAAUGUGAUUGUGGUGCAGGGCCUCAGCGGGACCGGAAAGGGAACAACCGUCUCAAAACUUUGGAAGACUCUACCACGAUGCGUUGUAUGGAGCAAUGGCAAUGUGUUCCGCUGCUAUACCUACCUAUGCAAUGAAGAACUCACCAAGUCUGGAAAGUGCAUAUCCGACGAGACCCUCACUCCUGAGCUUCUGCGUUCAUUGGAGAAGCGCAUCACUUUUGAGAAAACAGAGAGCGACAAUCAGUACCACAUUAUGUUGGAUGGAAAUGUGCGGGUAGAUGACAUUGCCAACACCAUUCUCAAAAGGCCCUUCAUUGGAAAAUAUGUACCCACAGUGGCUCAGCAUACGCAAGGUGAGGUCAUUCACUUCGCCAUGAAUGCACUACAAAAGUUAAGCAAAGAUGGUUACAAUGUUAUAGUUGAGGGCCGCGCACAGACCCUGAAUUAUAUUGAAACCAAGGAACGCUUUGAGCUUUUCAUUCCAGAUGUGCACACCCUAGGCCAGCGCCGGGCGGCGCAGCGCGUCAUGGCUCUGGCUCUGAAUCUUAUUGGCAGUCGAAUUGAUUCCUUAACCGGUAACGAAGUGUGUCGGUACAUAGAGGAUGCACUUCAGUACCUUGUCCAUUGUGAGUAAUAAAUCCCCAUCUUUUUUUCCUUCCAUUUAGAAAAGCAACAGAUUUGCAAUAUAAAUUCAUGAUCUGUUGUAUCACUACUAAAUAUAUAAAACGUUUUUCGCUAGUAGUAUAAUAUUUUCCCCUCUCAUUAAGCUUACUUAUUACAGGUCAAUCCGAUUAGGAUGAACGAGUAAAUUUGUUGAACUUCUAUAAAUUAAAUAAAUUAGUCAUUGUGUGUAUAUGCUGGUACAACAAGGAAU
Phytomonas sp. Hart1 is the source of this 1253-nucleotide messenger RNA. The record is from the annotation of a GenBank genome assembly. NCBI's taxonomy places the organism in Eukaryota, Euglenozoa, Kinetoplastea, Trypanosomatida, Trypanosomatidae.